AUGCCUGGUACUGAUAGAAAGAGAUUAGUAGAAAAUGAUCUUGAUGUGCUAGACAUGUUUUAUGUGCAAGGAAUGAGUAAAACAAUUAACUUGUAUGUAAACAUAGAAUAUUCUAUUGGAAUGAGUGAUGGUGGACAUAAAAGUAAUGUUGGAAAUGAAAAUCAUGGAGUAGAUGUUGUAGAUGUAGAGCAAGACUACCAUACUGUAGAUGUAGAUGAAGAGUACCAUCAGGACAAUGUUUAUGGUGAUGAUGCUGAACUUAGUGAUUACCAAUCUGGUGAUGAUGAAGUGCCAUAUUCUACUACUGAUGAUGAUUAUGAUGAUGAAGCAGACUGUCUAGAUGAUGAAGAGAUGAGGUUUCCAGGCAUGAAGUAUGAUGGUACCUACAAUGGGAAAGAGCCAUAUAUGAAUCAAGAUGGAGAACUUGUGUUGGAAGAAAGGAUGAUUUUUCCAGAAGUGAAUACUUUCAGGGCUACAUUAAGGGACUAUACAGUGCAAACUGGUUUCAAGAUAGUAAGAGACAAAAAUGAGAAGUCUAGAGUAACAGCCCAUUGUGCUGCUGAGGGCUGCCCUUGGAGAAUUCAUGCAUCUCCACUUCCAGAUGGGAUCACCUACAAGAUUAAAACCUUAGUACCUACUCACACAUGUAGCAGGAUGAACACAAACACUGAAGCUACAUCAGCUUGGAUUGCUAAAAAAAUGGUUGAAAGUUUUAAGGACAAUCCACACAUGGGCUUAGUUACCAUACAAAUGAAACUGACUAAAAUGUUUGGGAUUGAGGCUUCAAGAAUGCAGCUGUAUAGAGCCAAAAGGAGGUGCAAGGAGGAGCUGGAGGGUGAUCAUGGGAGCCAAUAUGUGUUGUUGCCAACAUAUGCUAGUCAAAUCAACAAAACAAACCCUGGCAGCUUGGUUGUCAUAAAUUAUGACAUACCCUCUAUCCCAGUCUCAGAAGAUGGAGAACAACCAGACCCUACCAUUCCUCAAUAUCCAUUGUUCCAAAGAAUUUUCAUAUCAUUUGAUGCAAUGAAAGCAGGGUUCAUUAAUGAAUGUAGGCCAUUCAUAGGGGUAGAUGGUUGUCACUUGAAGGGUCCCUAUGGUGGUGUUUUAAUUUCAGCAGUUGCCUUGGAUGGAAAUAAUGGCUUGUUUCCAUUGGCAUUGGCAAUAGUAGAGGAUGAAUGCAAGGACAGUUGGUCUUUUUUCUUGCACAACUUGAGAACAAUCAUAGAAGAUGCACUACCUUCUAGACCAUGGACCAUCAUGUCUGAUCAACAAAAGGGCCUUGAUGCCUGCUAA
This is a messenger RNA of Camellia sinensis, 1293 nucleotides long. Lineage: Eukaryota; Viridiplantae; Streptophyta; Magnoliopsida; Ericales; Theaceae. The record is from RefSeq and is a predicted model, not a curated record.